Gopherus flavomarginatus (Mexican gopher tortoise) is the source of this 1785-nucleotide messenger RNA. RefSeq names its product mast cell protease 1A-like. Bases 340 to 1104 code for a protein of 254 amino acids. Gene Ontology annotation, molecular function: serine-type endopeptidase activity. Gene Ontology annotation, cellular component: cytoplasm; intracellular membrane-bounded organelle. NCBI's taxonomy places the organism in Eukaryota, Metazoa, Chordata, Testudines, Testudinidae. The record is from RefSeq and is a predicted model, not a curated record. The transcript is spliced from 5 exons. Gene Ontology annotation, biological process: proteolysis.
CAGAGGAGAGGGGCGAGCUAUAGAUGAGCCCUGCACCAGCUGUGUUGGGCUCCAGGCAGGUCCCAGGGAGCCCUGCUCACAGAUGUUCUGGGAUGGAGUGAGAGAUGCCUCGUCCUAGAGGGACUCUCCUCUGGGCUCCUUGCUCCAGAGAGAAGUUGUUUUUCAUCCACCAGCUCCCUCCCUCAUGCCCCCCAGGUGUCAGUGGAGUAAUUCUGAGGGCACCUGUGUGGUCCCAGAUCCCCAAGAGGGGAGGGCAUCUGUGAUCUGCGGUUUGCUGUUGACUCUAUAAAUCCCCCAGGGCUGAGGCACGAGCACUGUCACUUUUCCCAGACAGCGACAAUGCUGAUCCUAAUCUUGCUGCCCGAGGCCUUUCUCUUGGCCCCCGGAGCUGGGGCUGGUGAGAUCAUUGGUGGACAGGAAGCCCAGCCCCACUCCAGACCCUACAUGGCCUAUGUGAAUAUACUACGUGGAGACAACAGUUUUCGCUGUGGAGGGUUCCUGGUGUCAGAGAACUUCGCCCUGACGGCCGCCCACUGCAAGGGAGACAAGAUCACUGUGUGCCUGGGAGCCCAUAACAUUAAACAACAGGAACAGAGUCAACAGAAAAUCUCCGUGCGCCGCCAGAUCCCACACCGUAAAUACAACAGAGAGACCUUUAACAAUGACAUCAUGCUGCUGCAGCUGGAGCACAAGGCAGAGCUCAAUGAACAGGUGGGACUCAUCCCUCUCCCCCUGGCUCAUCAGCGAGUGCAACCAGGGACCGUGUGCAGCGUCGCCGGCUGGGGCCGCACAGACGCACUCAGUAAGGUGCUCCCCGAUACGCUCCAGGAGGUGGAUUUGAAGGUGCUGGACGAUGAGGCCUGUCUGAAGUAUCCUGGUGGGAUGUAUCGUAACUUUAACACCCGCACGAUGAUGUGUGUGGGGGACCCAAAGGAGCACAAAGCCUCUUUCCAGGGAGACUCUGGGGGUCCCCUGGUGUGUGGGAAAACAGCCCAGGGCAUCGUCUCCUGGGGGCCUGACAAUGGGAGCCCCCCAAGGGUCUAUGCAAGACUCGCCACCUUCAUCCCCUGGAUACAGAGGAUGAUGAAGAAGCUGCAGGCCUGAGCCGUGCUGGGAAUCGCUGCAGGGCUGGGGCUGUGUCGCUUCUGUCCUUUGCAUUGGCCCAGAUGUAGCGGCUGCUUUGCAGAGGCGUUGACUCCUCGCAGGUUGAUCUCUCCCACCCCAGACAUCGCUCCUCUCAGGCAGUGCCCAACCCAUGAAUAUCAAAGUUGGGAGCCUGGGGGAGUUAUGAUCCAUGUUCAAUUCCAACUCCCUCAGCUCCCUUGGCAAUCCCAACCCAGGCCCUUAGGCUGUGUCUUCGCUAGGGAAACAGCUGGUUUAUUUCCCUGGGAUAACGGACACUGGUCAAACCUUGGGGCAGACACGGCAGUUUGUAGCCCUCCCAUAUGUCAACCAGUUGAGUGACCGUUUAUGAGGCAUCCUGACCUGUUAACUCCUGUUAAAACUGCAGCCUGCCCUGUCCUCAUUGGGCCUUUUCCACAUUAUUUUCCCCAGAGGUAGCCAGCGCCCCUUCCAAAGACAUCUGUUGCCAGCGCUGACAAGGGGAGCGGGAGUUUGUUCAUGGGAAGGGAAAUUAGCAAAUUAUACACUGAACUGAUUUCAGCUGAAAUGACAACUCUGCGUGCCUUCUUCUAACCUCCCCUGCCCUGCCCUGAUCUACUGCCUGGCCUGGUGCAUUUCGCUUGCUCUCUCUUAGCCAGCAAUGAAUAAAAAUGAAGUUGCAAA